Daphnia carinata is the source of this 1493-nucleotide messenger RNA. Its product is annotated as SEC14-like protein 2. The coding region runs from base 29 to 1456 and encodes 475 amino acids. The record is from RefSeq and is a predicted model, not a curated record. Gene Ontology annotation, cellular component: cytoplasm. The transcript has 14 exons. Lineage: Eukaryota; Metazoa; Arthropoda; Branchiopoda; Diplostraca; Daphniidae.
GGGAUUUGUUUAGGUCAAAACUUUCGAAAUGAUAGAAAGAAAACCGAAUAUGCUUGUUUACCACACACGGGGGUGGGUCAGCAUUUGUUUGUUAGCAGCCAUUCUUUUUGUUAAUCACGUUUUCAGUCUUCCCUGGUACUUUGAACAACUACGUUUCUCGCGAAUUUUUUGCAUUGAAAUGUCGGUCAUAAACAGCCCACCCUUUCACCCCAUGCAACAAAAGACUACGACUGACCAGCGUAAAUUUACAGGCAAAGAGAUAAAGUCGCAGGAUUCCAACGGCAACUACUGCUCAUUCUUCAUUGAUGAGACACCUGAAAUCGAAAAACACAAAAGUGCCAUCCAACAGCUGCGAAAUGCCGUUAGUGAUUGCAAGUUGCAUGAUUCUCGGGAUGUAUAUAUCCUUAAAUGGCUGUUCGUUUUCGGAUUCGAUGUGACUCGGGCCGAGAAGAUGCUGAGGCAUACUUUGGAAUGGCGGCGAAUUAAUGAAGUUGACGAUAUUUUGGAAACGCACUUUCCUAGGGAAGUUUUUAAAAAGUACUUCCCUUUCGGACAAAUCGGAGUAGACAAGUUUGGUUGCCCCCUUUUUGUGCACGCCUUCGGUAGAUUUGAUUUUUCAGGACUAAUGUUAAGUAGUACAAAAAAGGAACUUUCAGAUUAUUCUUUGUGGAUGUUGGAAAGUUAUGUCCGCGCGACUAAAAUAGAAACGGAACGAACGGGUAGCCAAAUCACAAGGUCGACGUAUAUUUUUGACUAUGAAUGUACGACUCUGAAGCAGUUGGCCAAAAAAAGCUUGCUGGAUCACUUCCUCGAAAACUGCAGGCUCAUGUUUACCCACUAUCCGGACAGUUCUCGUCGAUUGUUCAUCAUUAAUGCACCGUCAUAUUUUUCAAUAGCCGUCACCAUGGCAAAGCCCUUUCUACACGAAAGCGACGUCCCCAAAAUUAAAAUAUUCGGUACUAAUAAGAAUGAAUGGUUGCCCGCUCUGCUAGAAGAAAUUGACGCUGAUCAACUUCCUGCCCAUUACGGUGGCACAAUGACCGAUCCCGAUGGCGAUCCAACAUGCCCCAGCAAGCUUAAUAUGGGAGGUAAAGUCCCCGAGUCCUAUUAUUUGAGCAACAACACACCUGUUCCCAAAGAUUACAUGACAACGAUGAACAUCACGGCUGGUGGCAAAAAGAAACUCAGAUUCGAAAUUAACAGUGCUGGCUCAACAAUCAGAUGGGAGUUUAUGACCGAAGGAGGAGACGUGGGAUUCCGAAUCUAUAAAAAAGAUUCCAAAGAUAAAGACGAUUUGAUUCCAAACGAGCGAGUUGACAGUCAUCUCAUUAUGGAGGAAGGUCAAAUAGAAUGCCGUCAACCUGGAAACUAUGUUUUCGAAUUUGACAAUUCUUUCAGUUAUCUACGGGGGAAGAAAAUUCUCUACCACGUAAUUGUCGACCCACCCUCAUUAUAAAUGCUUUAUGAAAAACAAAAUGUACAGAGAAAUCUAA